Hibiscus syriacus is the source of this 618-nucleotide messenger RNA. Its product is annotated as RNA-binding protein with multiple splicing 2-like. The coding region runs from base 1 to 618 and encodes 205 amino acids. The record is from RefSeq and is a predicted model, not a curated record. The transcript has a single exon. Gene Ontology annotation, molecular function: mRNA binding. Lineage: Eukaryota; Viridiplantae; Streptophyta; Magnoliopsida; Malvales; Malvaceae.
AUGUCGGGUGCUAGAAUCCACUGUUCUCUCCAGCAGAGACCUUCGGUCCAUGCUCAUACACCCUCUGCAGCUGCAUCUUCUCUGCCAUCUCACUCUUCUAAUCGUGACGAGGUUCGUACUAUCUUCAUUAUGGGUCUGCCUGAAGACGUCAAAGAGAGAGAGCUGCAGAAUCUACUUAGAUGGCUUCCAGGUUAUGAAGAUUCGCAAUUGAACUUCAAGGGAGAAAAGCCUAAGGGUUUCGCUCUCUUCUCAAAUGAAAAUUUUGAGGUUGCUGCCAAGGAUGUCCUUCAGAAAAUGGUUUUUGAUGCUAAGUUGAAGUCUCUUUUGCACAUUGAGAUGGCAAGGAAGAAUCUUGUUGUUAAAAGAGGAUUAGUUUCUGAUUCUGAUGCUUUUGACAAUGGACGUUUUCCUGUUCAUCCAGUAUUGUCAUUGCCAAAUCCAGCUUCUGUAGGAUCUCCUAGUACUCAUGUGCCUGUUAAAACUGGGUGUUGCGUUAAAAAGUCUGCAGUAGAUGGUGUCCAUGAGGGAAUCGGGGAGUCCACCACAAAGGGGUGCAGUAAUGACAAGUCUGGAUGUUACAUGUUAUUUAUUGAGAAUUUACCAGAGAAGAUCCAUUAG